Ylistrum balloti is the source of this 7563-nucleotide messenger RNA. Its product is annotated as F-box/LRR-repeat protein 2-like. The record is from RefSeq and is a predicted model, not a curated record. Lineage: Eukaryota; Metazoa; Mollusca; Bivalvia; Pectinida; Pectinidae. The coding region runs from base 60 to 1394 and encodes 444 amino acids. Gene Ontology annotation, biological process: SCF-dependent proteasomal ubiquitin-dependent protein catabolic process. Gene Ontology annotation, cellular component: SCF ubiquitin ligase complex. Gene Ontology annotation, molecular function: protein binding. The transcript has 15 exons.
CAAUGAAUUGAUUCUGAGUGAAAAAAUGACGACAUUCGACUUCUAGAUGCAUUAUCAGUAUGAAUCACUACAACAAUUUCAACCACCACAAUCAUAGCAGGACAGAGUCCAUACCCGUGACACCUGUAGGAAUCGCAGAUGAUGAUGCUACUAUAAAUAAAAAGCUGCCAAAAGAGUUAUUAUUAAGGAUAUUUUCAUUUCUAGAUGUCGUCUCAUUAUGUCGAUGUGCCCAAGUAGCAAGGUUCUGGAAUGUCCUGGCCCUCGAUGGCAGUAACUGGCAAAGAGUCGACCUGUUUGAAUUCCAAAGGGACAUUGUGGGCUUGGUGGUUGAGAACAUAUCCAAGCGAUGCGGAGGGUUCCUGAAAUCAUUGAGUCUCCGGGGCUGCCAAAGCAUAACAGAUGCAGCGCUGAGGACAUUUGCUCAGCAGUGUAGGAAUAUAGAGGAACUGAAUCUCAACAACUGUAAAGAGAUCACAGACUUGACUUGUGAGAACUUGGGCAAGUACAGCCAUAAGUUACACCGACUGGACAUCAGUUCCUGUCCACAGGUCACCAACUCUGCUCUCAAGGCUGUCAGUGAUGGCUGUCAUCAGUUAAAUAUUAUAAAUUUAUCGUGGUGUACAGAGGUCACGAAUGAUGGCAUAGAAGCUCUGGCCAAGGGCUGUACUGUAUUACACACCUUUAUAGGGAAGGGUUUGCCACAGGUAACAGAUGUUGGAAUCUCGCAUAUAGCAAGGAAUUGUAAAAACUUGAAAAAAAUCAAUCUACAUAGUUGUUCAAAUAUAACUGAUGAAGCUAUACAGGAAAUAGGAGAACAUUGUCACCAACUCCUUUUUCUAUGUAUAUCAAAUUGUCCAAGGUUGACUGAUGCUGCCCUGGUUUCCCUCGGCCAGGGAUGUCACAACUUAAGGACGUUGGAGGUUGCUUGUUGUUCCCAUUUCACAGACAAUGGUUUCCAGGCCCUGGCCAAGAAUUGCAAUUGCUUAGAAAAAAUGGACUUGGAAGAAUGCAUACAAAUAACUGACUCUACACUGAAUUACCUGUCCAACUAUUGUCCCAAAGUCAGCGCAUUGAGUCUCUCCCACUGCGAGUUGAUUACAGAUGAAGGAAUUCGCCACAUUGGGACAGGAACUUGUGCAACAGAACAUCUCCACAUUCUGGAGCUUGACAACUGCCCUCUGAUCACAGACGCAUCCCUUGAACAUUUGAUGGGCUGUCAGGGGCUGGAAAGAAUAGAGCUGUAUGACUGUCAGUUAAUUACACGUGCUGGCAUCCGGCGACUCCGAACACGGCUACCCAACAUCAAGGUACAUGCCUACUUUGCACCAGUGACGCCACCACCAUCAGUGGGAAAUGGUCGGCAAAGAUACUGCAAAUGUUGUGUGAUUCUCUGACGUCACAGAGCCAAGGUGAUGACCUUGAACGCAAUUAGGACAGUUACAGGGAGGAAUGCAAGGUGUGAUCAACUCGCUGGCCGGCACAGGUGUAGUGAACAUAUACUGAUGUAGUAUUGAAAAAAACAAGAGGUAUUCAAACAUCUCUAUGACUACAUUGUACUGGCAGUGGGUUGUCAGGAAAUUCUGGAAAAAUCUUGCAGAAGUCCAGAUUGCUCUGUGAACUGCAUUUGACUGUGAGUCAGCAGGCAGUCGGGAGUUGUGUUUUGUGAGUGGAAAUGUACUGUGAUUCGAUGUAUCAUGAUUGGACAAGCUUCGCUGGUUAUAUCAAGUCUGUUGCUUACAACAAGAUAUCCACAUGCAAAUUUAUCAAGCUGGUGUAAUAAUAUAUAACCACUGAAUUCAUGAUUAUUUUUGCAGAAGUGUCCAAACUGCGAUUCUUUUGAUGUGUUGUUAUGCGAAAAUGUCUGUGUAAAAGUCUCCAGAUUUACAUAUCACCAACACAUUACACUGCAGCAGUAACCACUCAAAGAUGACAAUUUCGUAAAAUGAUUCAAUCAACAUGACAUUUUUUAACUUUCCAAUGGUAAUUGGAUAUUCCAGAUCAUGUGACUGUGUUAGGGAUCAAAAUAUGCGUAAUAAAUUUAUUCAAUUUUCCAUUCAAAUUUUUAUUAAGAAAUGCAAAAUUUGUAUUUAAAAUGUGCCCUUAAAAUUGUAUUUAAUGAAAGUCAGUGAUUAUAAUCUUAUAGAAAUGAUCGUUCACUUUGUUGGAGGAAAUAAUAUCUGGAGUAGAUUGGAAGAUACUACUUUGAAAUGUGAUUUAAAUGUUUUACUUUAGGAAAGAAUAAUCCUAGUUAUGUUAGUAAUAAGUUACUUGUUUGGAAAUACUAACUCUUAAUGUGAUUUCUUUGGAAAAUAUUUUUCCGUAGAUGUGAUUAUAAGUUUCCCCUGUGGAAAUUUGAUCCAUAAAAUUUUAAUAUGAUUACAAGAUAUUACUUAAAACAAGUAAUAUGUAAUGAGAUAUUACUUCAAACAAGUAGUAUCUAUAAAUCUGAGUACAAGAUAUUACUUAAAUCAAAUGAUAUGUUAUAGAAUAUAACGUAAUACAAGUGAUAUCUGUUGUUAUGAGUAAAUGUACCUGUUUUUCUUGAAACAAGUAUGUGUUUUAUGUGUGUAUCGAGAAACAAAUAAUAUCUAAAUGUGAUCUGGAUUGAUGAUAACUAAACCCUCCGUUUACUUGGAGGUUUAUAAUCUAUUUGCUGAGAAGUAUUGAAUGUGAAAGCCUACCAGUGUAAGAAGUGUUGGGAGACAUAUUAAUGAGGUAGUCAGGUGUCAUACAAAGCACACUCAAAAGUGUCGGCAUGUUACACAGGUUAUAAGCGACGCAUCAGAAAAAGCUUGAAUUUAAAGUAGCCUUUCUGAUAGUGCAGUACAGUGUCUCUAUAUCAUGGUUUCUCUGUAAGUUACUCUUUGUGCAAAAAUCAAAUUUGCAAGAGGAUACUGGAUAAAUCUAGUCUUAGAAAUGGUUUUCAUUUCAUAUUUGUCCAGACUGGCUAUUAAGAGAGGUGUAACCAACUUUGUAGGUAGGUUAAUUAGCUCCCUGUCAGUAUUGUUCACUUCAAACAGAGGUUAAAGGUCAAGGUCACCAGUGGCCUUAUAUGCUAAAGUCUCAGGAUGCAAUAGUCGGAUGCUCAUAGAGUUUAUAUCAUAAUAUGAUUUCUUGUGUAAGUGUAUGAAGUCUUGUGUAGCAUGUAUUUUGGAUAGAGAUAAAACAGCAUGAGAUCCAACCAAAUUUUACAUUACUUCAGGAAGCCUAGAAGUUUCAAAGAUGUGUAGGGAUUUACUAUUAUAGAAUUCCUAGAUAUAGUUCAAAGUGAAUUCUUUCUAUAUGUCAGAGAGUUGUGUGUUUAAAUGAUUGCCAUUUGUAUGGUUAAAGAGCAUUGUUCAAUUUUGAGUUGUUAGGUUUUGUAGCUGAUUUGUGUGAUUCAGGUUACUAUAAACGAUCGCAAUCAAAACAGUGAGAGUUAAUCACCUCGAACAAAGACAUGUAUAAUAAAGAAAAGGAGCAGUACAAAAAAGUUGAUCACCACAAACUUGCUGAGAUACUGAAAUCACAAACGUUGUGAAGUUAACAGCAAUGGGAGUUGUCUCAUGAAGGCUUUGUAGUUGUUUAAUUGAAAAUUAAGUAUGAAACUUUGACAUGAACAAUGCAGCAAAUUCAAAGGGGCCAAUAAUUAAGAUGAAGAUAUUCUAGGUAAAUAAUAUUUAAAACAUCUAUGUAUAAAAAAAAGUUAUUUGUCCUGUUGAUAAGAAGUAUGCAUGUCUGGUGAAUUACAUUUAGAUAUUAUAACUGUAUCGCAGGUUGGUGUGUUAUUUAGGUACAAGAUAUUUUAAGACCAAUGUUAUACUAUUUUUCUAGGGAAAACUAUUGAAGAUAUAUGCUAACUGGUGAAAUUUAUAUGUAAAUAAAACUGUUUGUUAGGUAAGGAAAGGAUUAAUUUAUACGUAAAUAAUGGUAUUUGUUAGGUAAGAUGAGAAAUAGAAUAUUUGGAAUAUUUUUGACACAGGUGUAUUAUCGCAAAUAUACAUGUGUCUUAGUGAUAGGUUGGCCCAGAUUUGGUCGAACAUGCAAAUUACAUAGAUGUAUAUAUUCAAUGUUUAGUGAAACCAUUUGCAGGGUUUAAGACACUGUAUUGUAUACAUGGCUAUUGAUAUUGGUCAAAUUUUGGUCUGUCUUAUAGUUGUUUUAUAUGUAGCUGGUUCUCAUUGACAGAGAAUAAAUUUGAUAGGUUAAUGAUAAAAUACAGUUUAUUUAAAAAUGUUAGAAUUUGGGUGGAAUUGACCUAGUUACACACUUGAACUAGUUCUGUUUGAUCUAGAUACACAUGUUGAAUUUACACACCUGAUCUAUUUACAUAAAUGAGUUAUGCAUACAUGAUUGACUUAGUUAUACACGUGAGUUACAUAUUUGACCUUAUAUACACACGAAAUAAUUAUGUACUGGCUGACAUGUGAAAUGUGAAUUGACCUAGUUUCACAUGUAAUUACAUAUUUGAUCCACAUACACAUGUGAUUGUAUGCAGUUAAAUUUUAUUAAUCUGGAGUCCUAGGCUUGGAGAAAUUUUUUUCUCUGAAUGAAUGAAAAAGAAAAUUUCAUCAAAAUUUAUUCCAGUCCCCAUGUAUAAACAUCUUAAUGUAGACUUUGAAUCAGAAUUAAAGGGGAUCGACUGUAUGUAUGGAAGGCUUGAGUGAGUAGAUCGUAACUUUUUCAUCAGUAUUCCACAAAUUUGUUACGUAAAUAUGUAUCCUCAUGGUGUUGCUUCUCUUCUUUGUAUUUAACAGGUGCAUAUAUAUUAUAUCUGUUCCUAUAACCUUUGACGUUUAGCUCUCUUUGACUUAUAACCCAUGACCUUUUGUCCUCUAUAACCUCCUUAAUUUCUGUUGCUCUAUUAACUUCCUAAUUCUGAUAAACUAUAAUCUAGUAUUAGGGAGUUGUUUCCCCUGAUUUUAGAACAACAUUACAGGCAUUCCUAAUGUCUUUGAGAUAGGUACUGUAAUAAGUGAUGGUUAAUCAUCAAGUUUGUCUCAUAUUUUGUCAUCGGUAAUUUCAACUUAUUAAAAAGACUCAAGAUUUUGUAAGUGGAAGAAUGUGUACUUUCUAUUAGAAAUGACUAGCAUGAAAGAUUUUACACACUGCCGAGGUGUGAAAUUACAUUUCCAGUGUUAAGGUACAGAUGAGUACAUGUUGUUUUCAGUGUUGGAUUUGAAAAAACUGACAGGGUAGAAAUCUCCACCAUUGGGAGAUGUGUUUGUUCUGUCAACGUGAAAUAUUUCCCUGUAUGUUUGAGAUUUGCCUGGAUAAUAGAUUCCAUGAUGUUCCAAAUACCAAAAGACUCAUGAGAGUUUAGGGUUAAAAUGUAAUAUUUUGACACAAGGUGGUCCUGUAUGGCUAUUGUACACAGAGUCAAGCUUUACUGUGACCAUUAUGCUACGUCUUAAGAAUUACACGUAGUGCGGUAUCACUGUCUGCCCACCACAACACAAGAAAUGUCAGCCACAGUUUGAAGUACUUUGAAAAAGAUUUUGAUGGACCAUAACUGUGAACUUUUGAUGAUUAUAUAUGUUAUUAGAAUUUUUAUAAUUUCACAUCAUUACAAAUUCAUCUUCACAGUGAUAGGAAUUAUAUCUGCACCCUCUGCCAUUUUGAUUCCCGAGUUCUGUUGUGGUAGGCAGACAGUGGUUUACAUCUUGUUUUUUAUAUUAUGUAUGUUAAUUUAUGAGUUGUUCAGCUGUGUCUUUCAAGUGAAACAGGAUAGCUUUUAUUUUUGUACGAGCUUAUGUCUGUUGUGAUAGGAUGUGUAAGCUAUGAUAUUAACGUGGAACCUGGAAAGUCAGUCUGAUGUAUUGUGCCGUAUCUGUAUAAGGAAUGAAGUUCCUCCAAAAAAAAAUGUACAUGCCAUGAUAAAAAUUGUUGCUUGUUAGUGUGACGGUAUCAAAUUCCUUCAGGUGCAUUAUUCUGAUGUUCUAUUGACUUUUAUAUGUUGUUUUGGAUUUAUCAACUCUUGAUCGAAAUGUCAGUUGAACAUGAAAUAAUUUUGACAAAUUCCUUGUGGUAAGCUUUGACGGCUGUUAUUUAUCCAACAAUAAAUCCAUGCCUGGUAAAAGCACGAUGAAUUACAUGCUGAUGCCUACAUGUAUAUUGAUGGGCUCCUAGGCUUAUUGUAAGUUUAAUAAGGUGUAUUGUUUUUAGCCUACAAAACACCAACAUGAAAUUUGAUAUUCUUCAGAAAAAAAACACACCAAUGCAAAACAUGUCGUGGAUUUGGUAUUGCCAACAGGUAAAUAUUCUGUCUUUUCGUAAUGCAGAGUUAUCUGCCCUUGUGAGCAGGUAUUGAUUGCUACAUCAAUUGUUUGUGAGAGUGAAGUCAUGAGAAAAUGACAAAUGAUGUAACCAUUAGUACCUCCUCACAAGGGCAGAUAACUCUUCAUUAUGAAAAGACAGGACACCCAUGUCAACAGUAAUACUGUCCUGUCUAUUCAGCUUCGUAUUGGUUCAGACAGAGACAGAAUUACAACAGUAAUUUCAUAAUGAUUUAUAAAGAAGGGUACAUCAACAGUAGUUAUUUGUUUUGACUUAACAGGUUCCACAUCAGGGGAAAAGGUCAAAUUUACAGUAACAAUUAUAGAAAUAUUACUGUAACUAAUUUGUCCUGGCCAGACAUGUUCACAGAAAGUUGAUAUGUUGGGUACAACUUAGCAACACAACAGAUAUGCCCUGAAUCAUGUAUGAUCAUUGAAGCACUUGUUUAUUUGUUGUUAACAAUAAACUGUACUGAAAUGUCAGGAAUAUUGUCAAAUCCUAUAUUUUUGUUGGGUUCAAAUUUCAUGUUUUUCCAAGACAGGAGUAAACAUUGACAUUUGAUUUCGUUGAUGAAUAGUAGGUACUCACGAAAUCUACUAGUGCUUAGAUAAUCCUUCAUCAAUUAUUGUUUUGUUUUGUAACUUUACCACAGACAUAAAAAUUCAUUGAACUGAUGCUACUCACGAUAUCAACCAAAAUAAAUACCUAACGGAAAAUAAAGGAUUUGACAGUAUUUUAUUUUUAUGUGAAGUCCCAACAUAACAAAUCUCUAGCAUGUCUGGCUGGUAUAGAUACUUUACAAAGUCUUGGCUGAUUACUUUGAUACAUUUCAGUGAUCAUAUAAGAAGUACAUCUUAAUAUUUAGCUGAAACAAAAAUAAGAUUUCAUAUUAAUUUCCAUUCAGUGUCAACUGUGUAUAGAAACUUUCAAGGAAUAUUACUUUUCUGUAAAAAUAAUGUCUGAUGAAAAUUUUAUAUUACCACAAAAAUAUAAUCAUGAGAAAACGUGAUCUAAAUCAGGAAAGUGAGAGAACCAGUUUGUUGUCAAUAACAUAUAAAACAGAAUGCCUUAUGGUAUGUUACACUACAAAAGUUUUUGUUGUCAUGUUUCCAUGGUUACCAGUGAUAUGUCUGUAUCCACGGUAAAAUGUGUUUGAAGAAAAGCUUGCUAUGUACUUGCUGUAUUUCCUUGGUUACACCAAUCAAUCAAUCUUUGUAGAUCUAAGAUUAUCUCCCCUUGUAUAUGUUAGCAUUUGCAUGUUUAUUUAUUAUCUGAUCAAGUUUUAUAAGUAAAACAACAUAAUCCUUC